Molecule: messenger RNA, 1254 nt
Organism: Candida dubliniensis CD36
Lineage: Eukaryota; Fungi; Ascomycota; Pichiomycetes; Serinales; Debaryomycetaceae
Gene: WOR4
Product: Wor4p
Exons: 1
Coding region: 1-1254 (417 amino acids)
Biological process (GO): regulation of DNA-templated transcription
Source: RefSeq, a predicted model, not a curated record
AUGUCGAGUGAUAAACCUGAACAAGAAGUCCUAGAACAACCAAAAGAUUCAAGAAACGCUACUUUGAAUCUGACUACGAAAAAGUCUCAGGAUAGCAAAUUUACGUUACCACCUUUAGGUGUCAAGUCUGAGCCACAGCAACAACAACAGCAGCAGCAGCAACAACAACAGCAAACUCCGCUUUAUGCUCAACAGGGGUCUCCACAAGUUCAAACUCAGCCGCAGUUUCAAACAGACUAUUCGUAUGCCAAUUACCAACCUCAAGCUCAAUUGUACGAUCCAUAUCAAAGACAGGUUAUCAUGCAACAAGCCAAUUAUGCUUCACCGUCGCAAUAUCCAAUCCAACAGCAGUAUUCAUUUGCCAAUGGAAUGGCCCAAUUCCACCCACAAGCGUUAACUUCCCAUACUGACUUUGACCAACAGCAAUCACAGCAAGUACAAAUGCAACAACCAUCACAGCAAUCACAGCAAGUACAAGUGCAGGUGCAGAUACAACCACAAUCGAAUCUGAACCCGUUUCCUGCUGAGCAGAAACGUGGAAGAAGGUUUAGAAGACGAUUCAAUCAGAUUGAGAGAAAAUAUCCUUGUUCGUUUCCUGGCUGUCAAAAGAGUUAUGGUUCUUUGAACCAUUUGAAUACUCAUAUUGUUACGAAAAAGCACGGCCAUAGAAAAUCAAAAGCUGAUUUUCAACAUUCGCUCCAAUCAAAAGAAGAAAACAAACCAACAGAAGUCUCCCAAUACGUGCAACCUAGUAAUGAUUAUACUGCUGGUAAUUAUUGGUAUGGAUAUGCUCCUCAUUUGCGAUCAACCACUUCGACAACAUCUUCGCAAGGCGAUUCGUUCAAUUCACAGCAAAUACCGCAGCAACAACAACAACAGCAACAACAGCAACAACAAAACAACAAUAGCAACAACUAUUUGUACUAUCAAGGUUACCAACAACCCAUUACAGGAAACACUUCUACAACGGCUAGUGGUACACUAGGAGUAGCGCCAAACGCGUCUUCACUCACACCUGCUGGCACUGGUGCUGCAUCGCUUCUGCAUCAACUUCAACAACAACCGCAAAUUCAGAAUCCUGUAUCGGCUUCUACAACGCCUCAACAAAGAAUGGUGAUGGGCAAUAUGGGCUAUUAUCAACAACAGGCGGUUCCUCAAUAUUUUCCUGCACCUCAACAGUCACUUUUAGGAAUCAAUGAAGUUGAUUCAAGAAACCAAAUUGACGAUAACAAAUCAAACCAACAAGGCAUCUAA